Myodes glareolus (Bank vole) is the source of this 5940-nucleotide messenger RNA. The record is from RefSeq and is a predicted model, not a curated record. NCBI's taxonomy places the organism in Eukaryota, Metazoa, Chordata, Mammalia, Rodentia, Cricetidae.
GGCGCUCCCAAUCCCGUGCAAGAGAGCACACACGUUCCUGAGAGAGGCCACAGGUUCUCCCAUGUGCUGAAUCAGUUUUCUAAACAGAAGGGAAGGGUCCCAUCUGCUGGAGACUUAGUUCAAUUCUAGGGUUUCUGGUUAUUGAGGGAAGACUGUGUGAGCUCAGUGAGGGGCAGGAAAACCGCUCAGCUCUCAGUGGCAGGCAGUGCAGGCAAGCAAGGGCGGAGAAGAGUCAUUUAGUGCUGGCAAAUCUCAACCUGGGCCCCAGGUGCUGAGCUCCAGGAGAGCUGCCUCUGAUCUCCAAGGUGUUCUCGGGAAGCUGGGGCUAGAAAGCCAGUCCAGCGUGGGGAUCCUCAUCCUCCCUCCAAGCAACGUACCUGUCCUAGGCUGCAGACCCACAUUCUUGGGGAACCCUCUUCUCGGGGACCGGUCCAGACUGUGUUGCCUCUGCUCCCUGCCGCUGCCGCGCCUGCCUUGCUGCGAUCCCACCAGUACCAUGGAGGAAUUCUCCCACUGCCCGCCCGCUCUGGGCGACUUUGACUCCGGAAUAUCUGCUCUGGCGCCUUUCGGGUGAGCUCAGAGAGGAACCGGUCUCCCUCCCGGUCUGAGAUUACCCGAGAAAAGAAGAUCCCCCUAGUCCCAGAGCUGCAAAUCGAUUUUUCCGUCAGCGUCUUCGUCCUCCGCCCCUUCUUCCUUGCCUCUGGGUUUGUUUAUAUAGCAUCUGGCAGGAGGGAGACAGUGGCCACCCUCGCCUGGCGACUCGCCCUCCCCUCCUAGCCUCUAGGCUCCCACACGUGGUAGGCACCAAUAUCAUUGCCAGCAGGCAAGCUACAGCCAGCGGGAGGCGGACGCCUGGGUGCCAGCGCCACGCGCGUUCUCGCCAUCCCUCACUCAUCCUCCGCGCGCCCUCUCCCACUUGCCUCUAAAGCCGGGUCACACUUGGCAUUUGCCGCCAGCCAUCCGUCCCUUGACGUGAAGAGGAGAUCGGAAAGGAAAUACUGCCCUGGAGGUGCUGAUGAUGCUUCGCUGGGUUCGUUCAGUUGCUAGAAAAGAAUGGUAACAUGAACAGUGGAGCGUGAGAGCGUCGGCAGAGGAAGGGGACCAGAUUGAUGGGCGGAGAGCACACUUCUCUGAGGAUCUCCUUCCCUGGACUGCACGAGGAAGGGUCGUCUUUGAGCCUGCACUUCCUGGCUGGACUCAGCCUACAUCCGUAGAGUCUUUUCACCAGGUUCCCAGGACUUCUUGAUGCUGCCUGCCGAGGAGUGGUCUGACAGCGCAUGAGGAUUCAGGAGUUUGUGAACCCUCAUUCAAACAUAGUUCUGACCUGGCUAUGGUGUUCCUGGAUCCUGCCUGACAAGCUGGCUCCAGAGGGAGUUGAACUUGAGUUCAGGUGGGUUAUCCCAAGGCAAGCAAAGGAAGAGCUGUUAUAGGAAGAUAAGAAAGGUGAUGUUCCAAUGUCAAAAGUGGACAUGUAUCUUCCAGACACUUGACUGGACCAAGCCACUCCCUCUCAUUCAGUUCUCGCUCUUAAUCUCCUACUCUACAUCCUGGACCUCCCACCCUAAAGGCGGGGGAUGCUGGGCAAACAGCGACAGAGAAACACCUGCUAUUUACUGAUAUUUCUAGCAUGCUCUUGACUUCCCCAUAACUUGUUAUUCUAUGAAACGGUCUUUAUUUACUUUAUUUACUCCACUGCUUUAUAUUAAUGGAGGUCAAUAGACUUAAUGAUUUCCUCAGUAGAGUCAUUUCUUUCUAAGCCAAUAGAUAAUGCCGUCGUCAUAGUUUUCUGGAGAAAAGUAACUGUGCGUUUGUUCUGCAGAUGGCCAACUCCCUCUGAACCCUGCAGAUUGGUGCUGAGCAGGCAACAAAAGUUUGUAGCUUCCCCUCAGGUUCCGGUGCUUCCCAGGAGAGAAGAAAGGACUUUCGCAUUACACGCAAGAAACAGGCAGAGAGAGACUUCUCUAACUUUUCUCCACUGUGACCAUUUGCAAUGAAGAGGAAACAGAAGAGGUUUCUGCAGAUGACUUUGUUAUUCACUGUGGCUUUAAUUUUCCUGCCCAAUAUCGGUCUUUGGUCUUUAUACAAGGAUAAACACCUGGUGAAAUCUGCAGAACCUGUGGACCAUCAGACGUUUCCACUGGGCCUGGGAGAUGGGCAAUUCUAUUCGUGGACAGAUGGUCUGAGAAGGAAAGACUGGCAUGACUAUGAAAGCAUUCAGAAAGAGGCUUUGCGCUCAGGGAAAGGUGAACAUGGAAAACCAUAUCCCCUUACUGAAGAAUACCAGGAUGACUCAGCUUACAGGGAAAACGGCUUCAAUAUUUUUGUCAGCAACAAAAUUGCUUUAGAGAGGUCUCUGCCAGAUAUCCGUCAUGCGAACUGUAAGCACAAGAUGUACCUUGAAAGGCUGCCAAACACCAGCAUUAUUAUCCCAUUUCACAAUGAAGGCUGGACUUCUCUCCUGCGGACCAUACACAGUAUAAUUAACCGGACCCCAGAGAGUCUGAUAGAGGAAAUCAUUCUAGUCGAUGACUACAGUGACAGAGAACACUUGAAGGAUAAGUUAGAAGAUUACAUGGCUCGGUUUUCCAAAGUGAGAAUUGUUCGCACCAAGAAAAGGGAAGGACUCAUCCGGACCCGACUCCUGGGAGCUUCUGUGGCCAGAGGCGAGGUGCUGACCUUCCUGGACUCCCACUGUGAGGUCAAUGUGAACUGGCUGCCCCCACUCCUCAACCAAAUUGCACUAAACCACAAAACCAUCGUGUGUCCCUUGAUCGAUGUCAUCGACCACAAUCACUUUGGGUAUGAGGCACAAGCUGGGGACGCCAUGCGAGGAGCCUUCGACUGGGAGAUGUACUACAAAAGAAUCCCCAUCCCUCCAGAGCUCCAGAGGGCUGAUCCCAGCGACCCUUUUGAGUCUCCUGUUAUGGCUGGAGGUCUCUUCGCAGUGGAUCGAAAGUGGUUUUGGGAACUGGGUGGCUACGACCCAGGCUUAGAGAUCUGGGGAGGCGAGCAAUAUGAAAUCUCUUUUAAGGUUUGGAUGUGUGGAGGAGAAAUGUUUGACGUUCCAUGCUCUAGAGUCGGCCAUAUCUACAGGAAGUAUGUCCCUUACAAAGUUCCUUCUGGGACCAGCCUGGCAAGAAACCUGAAGCGUGUGGCCGAGACCUGGAUGGAUGAAUUUGCCGAGUAUAUUUACCAGCGGCGGCCAGAGUACAGGCACCUCUCCACCGGGGACAUCUCUGCGCAGAAGGAGUUGCGCAAGAGACUCAAGUGCAAAGACUUCAAAUGGUUCAUGGCUGCAGUGGCCUGGGAUGUGCCGAAGUUCUACCCUCCGGUAGAGCCCCCGCCUGCGGCAUGGGGAGAGAUUCGGAACCUGGCAGCAAACUUAUGUGUGGACAGCAAGCAUGGAGCCAUGGGGACAGAGCUGAGGCUGGACGUUUGUGUCAAAGAUGGUUUGGAAAGGACGUGGUCUCAUGAGCAGCUCUUUACUUUUGGGUGGAGAGAAGAUAUCCGACCUGGCGAGCCUCUGCACACUCGAAAAUUCUGCUUCGAUGCGAUCUCACACAGCAGCCCGGUCACGCUCUAUGACUGUCACGGCAUGAAAGGGAACCAGCUCUGGGGAUACCGGAAGGACAGGACACUCUUUCAUCCUGUAAGCAACAGCUGCAUGGACUGCAACCCUGCAGAGAAGAAGAUUUUCAUGGCCAGAUGUGACCCUCUCUCGGAGACUCAGCAAUGGAUUUUUGAACAUAUCAACAUGACUAUUUUAGAAAAAAAUAGCUACCCUGCCAGCUCCUAGAAAGGAAAGAAGAGCGAUUACCUACAGAUUGGGAACUGUGUUGUCGCGGGCGCCUGGGUCACAGGAGUCAGGAAUAACGUUUCCUAGAUCCAGGAAGCCUGCUCGAAAGAUGUGUAGACGCCAUGUCGACGUAGGCUGUCCGGGAGGAGUUCCUACAUCUGAAGAACUUGGCUGAGAACCCCGCCAGCUGCUGCUGAGAACUGGAGACUAGCAGUUCCCUUGCUGGCCAAGGGUUAAGAUUAUUUAGGGACUGUUCGCCACGACUGCUGAGUUAAUCGAUCCUAGCAUUUCUCAGGUCAAAUCCUGCAGUAGUGAGUAGCUAUGAAUGGAUCCUAUUAAUCGGGUGGGAGGGGGGCGGAAACAGAGCGCAUGACUGCUCUGGCAACCUGAGGCUACCACAGGCCUAGAACUAGCCACGCUUGAGGGGUGAGCUCUUUGGUGCCAUUCUCUGACGAGGAAUGGGUUAAGCAGGUUUAACCCUCUAAAGUGCUGCAGAUGAUUUUAGAGUGCUCAUACCAUUCUCUUUUCUUUUGUCUUCUCCUCACACAAGGGUACACGACAUCUGAGACGCACAUCCCAUGUUGUCAUUCACACUUUCCAUUCUCCUUUCAGGGCCUCUAUUCUCUGUCAUGGUUCAGAGGACUCCAUGUUCCACCAAUCAGAAGACGUUCUAAUUCAGCGUCCUUGGAUGAAUCCAGUUAAAGACAAAAACAAACAGCAAAAAAUCCACUCUGCUACCCAGUUACUCCAAAGAAAGAUUCACAGAAGCAGCAAAACACGCGCGUGCGCACGCACACACACACACACACACACACACACACACACACACACAAACACACACACACAAGUUAGGGAAGAAAUUUCUCUAGGAAAUCUAUUUUUACUUUUUUAUUAUUUUUAAAUUUUAAAAAGUCUGAUGUCUGUCCAGUUAUAGCUUUGAUUAAAGAAGGCAUUGCAGUGGGGUCCAUGUAACUUGUUUAGUUGGUCUUAAAUAAAUCUUCACUCCAAGUGAUGUGGAAAUGGCUUCAUUCACUUCAGUUUUGUUGAAUCUGGCAAUUUUAAAAGUGGUAUUAUUUAAGUAUUAGUUUUUAAUCUCCCCUAUUCUUGAAAAUAAUGAUGUUGUCUUAUUUGAAAGUCCAGAAAAGGAAUUACUAUUAAUUUUCUAUUUUCUACUAGUGGGCAGUAUUUCAGGGGUGUGGAAAAAAAAGAAAUAAGUUCAAAAUUAAUGUGCUCUAGAUGUUUGGGUACAGGGUGUUCUUACCUUUGUUUUUAUUAUUUUAAUACAGUUUCCUUGUUAAUAAGACUGUAUAUGUCAAGACGAACUAUAUAUUUGGAGCAUAGAUCCCUGAAGCCCAGGACAGGAGAAUCCAGAAGAGUCGAUCCCUUUUUGCUGUUGUUUAUCAAUUUUUAUUUUGCUUGACAUUUUUGGUUUUGUUUCUUUGUUUGUUUUUUUAAGAUAAAUAGCAAAAAAUCCAGAGAAGUCCAUCUUCUGCUGGAGCUUUUAACCUGGCCUGGGUUAGAAUCCUCUACUUCAUUCAAGACGCCCAACCAUUCGCGAGCCUAAUACACAAUACCUCUUCUUGAAAACGUGCACGUUUUUUUUUUUCUGCCCUAUAAACCAAAUCAAAAUAUGCAGUCAAACUACCCUGCUAAGGGUCAGGGAGGGGUUACCCUGGUGUCUUUACCAACUUCUUUUUUAAGCAUUCUUUUCAAAAAGCUUUUUUUAAUUUUAAACUGACUGUCACUGAGAUCCUUUGUAUGGGUCAAGUCCUCUUGUAAUAGUCAAGAUGCAUAGCGGAGAAAAAUCAAUAGUGAGAAUUUAACCUGUGUGUUGAACACUUCUAAGGAGUGGGGGAAGAUUUAUCGCAAAUGUUCAGAGAGCAAUCUGACUGGAGAAUGAGACGAGCCUAUAAAAAUUCACAUUAUGUCAUUAAACAGUUGGCUGCUAUUUACAACUGGACCAAAGAGACAACCUUGGGUUGCGCAGCCUGGAAAGCCCAGCUUUGUAACAAUCUCUUAGGACGUUAGAGUCAUGACUGGCUAGCCAGGGCCUACCCUAAGUAUCGCAGCGUUUUAAUGGGAUACACAGUGAUCCAUCAAGAUCACUUACAUCUUACUCUCUAAGUAAAAGAUUAUUUUAAAAA